Messenger RNA from Silurus meridionalis, 4152 nucleotides. RefSeq names its product cysteine-rich hydrophobic domain 2 (gene chic2). The record is from RefSeq and is a predicted model, not a curated record. Bases 675 to 1187 code for a protein of 170 amino acids. The transcript has 7 exons. NCBI's taxonomy places the organism in Eukaryota, Metazoa, Chordata, Actinopteri, Siluriformes, Siluridae.
AUAUUUUUCAGGCAGAAUGUACAGUACAGUCAUUAUUCUAAAUAAAUCUCAUUCUGAGAAUCUCAUCACAUUAUUAAACGCUUUGAAAUCAAUAACAUUAUUAAGGAAAUAAAAGGUAUUUAGUUCUAACUUUAAUAGUGUCAGCAUUUGAAAACAGGGAGCAGAAAAUCUUCUGCUGUAAUUAAUGUUCUCAAAACAUUAUUAUUAGAUUCAACAUCGAAAAAAUGACCAUUCCUCAAAGCUACAGGAACAGCUGGAGAACAGCUGUAACAACUAAAGAACAUUGUCUAAGUUAUUACGAGAACUUCAAAUCUCGCGAUAUCAUGAACGCGCACGUUGAAUUGUGGAGCCAAACUUGAAAUCUCGCGAUAACAGGAAAGCGUAUAUUAAUGUCUCUAAACUGAACUGGUAAUCUCGCGAUAACACAACACUACCCCCCCCCCCCUUUAACCCGAAGGCCGGCUGUCGUAAUCUCGCGAUAACACGGCCCGUUCUCGCAGCCAAUCCGGGAAGUGCGGCGGAUGUUGAUUUUUUGCUCCGUGUGUUUUUUUGUUCCGCCAGAAAAAUCUCCUUUUCUCCGGCGCUCCAUGAAGCCACAGCUUUGGAUACGAGACUUGUGAGUGUUGCGUUAGGGAAGCUGAGUCCCGCCCGGGGAGCGGGAGGCCGAGGAGGCCAUGAUGGAGGACUUUGAUGAGAUUUAUGAGGAGGAGGAGGAAGAGGAGGAGGAUGAAGGCCGGGCGGCGGAGGAGCAGCUGCUUAAAUUCGGCCCGGAGCCGGUGCUGGUGCGGGGAGCAGGCCGAGCCACUGUGUUCGGACUCAGCAAUAAAUUCGAGACGGAGUUUCCUUCUGCACUCACGGGAAAGGUGGCACCGGAGGAGUUUAAAGCCAGUAUCAGUCGAGUGAACGGCUGUCUGAGGAAGACGCUGCCGGUGAACGUGCGCUGGCUGCUGUGUGGGUGUUUGUGCUGCUGCUGCACGCUGGGGCUCAGCCUGUGGCCCGUCAUCUGCCUCAGCAAACGCACACGCAGAUCCAUAGAGAAAUUACUGGAGUGGGAGAACAACCGCCUUUAUCACAAGCUGUGUUUGCACUGGAAGCUGAGUAAGAGGAAGUGUGAAACCAACAACAUGAUGGAAUAUGUUAUCUUAAUAGAGUUUCUUCCCAAGAUUCCCAUCUUCAGGCCGGAUUAGCAGCCGCUCACGCUGUGCUCUGCCUAAGUGCUGUUUACACCCCUGUGUAAUUACCACCCACCCACUCGACUCCCCCCACAAACCCCCCACCCGCUACGUUCAGAGCCAACGGAGAGAACACUGUGGUCCAACAGCACAAGGCUCUACGUCUUCAGACGUCUAGACAACAGGACGGAUGAUCGAGGGGUUCCCAUGGCAACGGAUCAUCGACAAAACGAAAAUGACGCCCGCCCUCAUCACUGUGCAAACAUCAUCGGCUAAUUAAACGUGUAAAGGGACGGAGCUACUGUUUAAUCGGCCAAUCAGAAAACAGGACUGUGUGACAUCACUACGGUAUAAUCACUCGCCUGAGGUACUUUCUCAGGGAGCUUGUGUUUGCGCUAGCUGCUGCUUGCGUGUUAGGUGAUAAUGUAAGCAAAGCUGUCUGGAUGUACUGCGGUAGCUUAGCUAACUAGCAUGGCUGCGAUCGCUCAACUAAAUUCAUGCUAACACUUCUUUUUGCUAUGUGAAAACGCCCAUUGUCCUCCAAAAUACCUAGCUAGGCACAGGUAUCCGCUAGGUAUGUUUUCAUGCUAGCAAGCCAUCCCAUAAUGAGAUUUUUUUCCUCAUAAACAGUUCACCAGGACACUGAUAUUUCAAAAUAAAAAAGUGGCCCCAAUGCUACGACCUAGCAAGAUUAAAACUAGCAUUUUAUGCUAACCGGGAAGUAACGUCACACGGUCGAGUUCGCGAUCUGACCCGAAGACACUCCACAGCGUACGCCAAUCCUCCAUUUUCCCUCCAUCAGCAAACCCAAAAGAGACAAUCACACGCCGGCUGCUAAUCCGGGACUGAUGAAGUGUACUGAAAAGAGUGAGACUUUUCCGGAAGGUUCAGGAGGCAGCCGGAUUCCUUACGCAGCACAGGACGGAUUAUUAUAUUAUUCAUUUUUAUUUAAAAAAUGCUUGUGAAAGGUUUAUAAAAACCCCAAAACCAUCCACUGAUAGGGGAGGUGAGGAGGAAACUAGGCUGUGUCUCAAAUCACCUGCAGGGUUUUAUUUUAGACAUUGCUAGCAUGCUAACCUGUGACACAACCCGGUUAGCCACCUAACUUCACGAAUCUCAUGUAUGGACUCGUGUACAUUGAGAAGACACUGUAUUGUUUCAGCACCAGGCGUGCACUGUGUGUGAUUUGAGACACAGCCCCGUAUCUUGCUAACUGCUAGUACAUUUAGUAACGUUAUUAAAUUAGGUUUUUUUUCCCCAUUAAAAAAAAUUUCACAAACAGUUGUGAGACAAAGACAGUUUUUGGUAUAACCUGAGGAAAAAAUUCACACAUUUUACCUCAGAAAACCGAAUAUUACAUCCAGCAUUGCUAACUAGCAUAGCAUGUCUUAAUUUUACACAUUUCUGUCAGAAACAUGGCAACAUUUCACACAAAAACGUCUUUGGGGAACAUAUAAACCAUCCAGAUCAUGACUUUAAAACGUUUUGGUUUUUAGAUCCUGCUAGCCAUGACCGAUUAUGCUAACAAGUCACAAAAUGCUAGCUAGCAGGACACCUAGCUAAUUUGUUUCACUUUUAUUUGAUUCUAAUGUACUGUUUUAUUUAGCAAUGCAGCUAAUUGUGAUCGCACGUCACAGAUACGGCGUCGUUUCUCCUCCCGUGGGAAGAGUUUGAGUCAUUGAGCUCACACAAGCCUUUAGUUUUAUUUUUUUACGUUUUUUAGCUUUGUUUACCUGCUCGCUUCAAAGAGCAACUAAAGUUCAACUCCUUAGUGUGUGUGUGUGUGUGUGUGUGUGUGUGUGAGGAAAAAACAAUCAAUUUAACUGCUGUGGUAAAGAAAAAACUCAAUAAAAUGCCUCUUUUAGGUCAGAGUUCAAUGUCUGAUCGUAUUAAAAGAGAAAUUUGGACAAAAAAACAUCUGAGCCUUUAUAACUAAAUGUAGUAGUUUAGCGCUGAGGCUAUGAUGCUAAUUCAGCUAAUACUUGAUCAAAGAUUUAAACAUCACCUGAAAAGUGUUUUAUGGUGUUGGAGACCUGCAUGUUCUUUUUUUUCUAUGGAACAAACUCUUUAAUGUAACGAUCUGAACAUUUCCUUUGACCAAACUAAUCUAUAAAUGUUCUACAGACUUUAUUUACAUUAUAAAAUCCUCCCUCAGCAUGAAGAACAGCUUCACACACACUCAAUCCCGACAGUUCGUUCCUCUAAUCGUUUAGCUGAAAUACUUGUCUCUUGGAAAACUCUCCAGAGAUGUUCUUCACUAGUUGGAGAUGUUUCUUGUUCAUCUCGGAGCAGUUCAGUAGGAUUUAGGUGCGGUGACUGAGCAGGUGGUUCCAUGAUAGAUAUCACUCCAGACGUCUGUUUACUCUCUAAAUGACACUCACAGAACUUCAUAUGAUCGUCUUGUUGUACGGUGAAGUCGGUUUCAAUGAGCUGCAGUCCAGACGGAACUGCAUGGUGUUGACGUGUGGAAUGGGAGCCAUGUAGGUUCACUUUCAGUUUCUGGAACCUUCCCUGCUCCAAAACAAUCUCAAACCAUGAAAGUUCUACCUCCAUGUGUGAGGGUGAGGGAGUCUGAUCACAUCAUCUCUCCUGUUCUCCAUCUUACACAAGUUCUUCUGAUAGACACACAAACACCACAUUUGGACUCCACACAACUUUUCAACUCAGUUACUUCUAUUCAAUCACUGUGUUUUUGCCUUUUGUUGAGUUUGUUGUAUAGAAACAGAAGAAAACAUGCACGUUGGCAUGGUGUAGAUUUGAGCGUUCAGACGGAUUUGGAAAUCAGGAUUAUAAACCUACAAUCAGAAAAAAAAACGACUACACUUUUGCCCAGCGGGUUUAAACUGUGUGUGUAUGAGUGUUCGAUGUUUUGUUUUGUUUGUUUUUUUUUGACCAUGUCUUUAUAUUCACACCUUCUUAUUAUUCUUUUGUUUGUUUAAAGAAUAUUUAAAUACUGUGGAAUAAAGUACAAAUACACCUG